Molecule: messenger RNA, 3204 nt
Organism: Pochonia chlamydosporia 170
Lineage: Eukaryota; Fungi; Ascomycota; Sordariomycetes; Hypocreales; Clavicipitaceae
Product: glycoside hydrolase family sugar binding protein
Exons: 4
Coding region: 1-3204 (1067 amino acids)
Source: RefSeq, a predicted model, not a curated record
AUGUCCUCACAAGCAACGCCGAAGUGGGAUCUCUUCCCCGAAUCACGGAAACCAUUUAGCUCGUCGCUUUUCAAGAAUCCAGGUUCGGAAUACCGAGCGACACCGUUAUGGAGCUGGAAUAAUAAGCUAGAUCGCGAAUCGUUGUUGGAACAAAUCGAUCAGUUUGAGUCUAUGGGAUUCGGCGGCUUUCAUAUGCAUACAAGGGUUGGUCUUGAUACUGAGUAUCUGGGACAAGAGUUCAUGGACAUGGUUCAGGCAUGUGUUGCUUACGCAAAAGAAAAAGGCAUGAAAGCGUGGCUGUACGACGAAGAUAGAUGGCCAUCUGGAUUUGCUGGUGGGAAUAUCACGGCCAAUAAUGAAAGCUUUAGGAGCAGACAUUUGCUAAUUACCCCGUGGGCAUAUGGUGAUCCUGCGCAUCCCGGGUUUCAUGGACAAGCACGUUCCAACUCGGCAGAGGCAAGGCGCAGCGAACUAGGAACUCUGGUUGCCAGAUACAGCAUCAAGCUUGAUGACGAUGGAUAUCUACUGGAGAGCCGUAAGCUCAAAGAUGGGGAGAAUGCCACCAAUGCUUGGUACGUUUACGAAGAGACGAACGAACCUUCAGAGUGGUUCAACGGAGGAUACUAUGUGGACACGCUGAACAAAAAGGCAAUGCAAGCCUUUAUUGAAAACACUCACGAGGCGUAUAAGAAUGCUGUGGGUGAUGAAUUUGGCGGUACAAUUCCGGCCAUAUUCACAGAUGAGCCUCAAUUUGCCAUGAAAAAGAGACUGGCCGUUGCAUCUAGAAAGGAGGACAUCUUUCUGCCCUGGACGCAGGAUCUGCGUCAGUCUUACGCUGAAACCUACGGCACCGAUCUCCUUGAAACCCUUCCCGAGAUUAUUUGGGAUACCAGAAAGACUUCUCGUACACGAUACAACUUUCAUGAUCACGUGUGCAAUCGAUUCGUGGAAUCCUUCACAGAUCUUCUCGCAAGCUGGUGUUCGAAGAAUAGCAUUGCGUUAACCGGACACAUGAUGUACGAAGAAAAGCUAUCAACUCAGACAGGCUCAUUGGGCGAGGCGAUGCGUUGCUACAGACGCAUGCAGUUGCCAGGCAUUGACAUGCUUUGUGACGCACGAGAAUACACCACCGCAAAACAAGCCCAGUCCGUAUCUCGCCAAUAUGGCCGCUGUGGAGUGAUAUCUGAGAUAUACGGAGUCACAAAUUGGACAUUUACCUUUGCUGGUCAUAAAGGUUCUGGCGACUGGCAAGCAGCACUUGGAGUGAACGUUCGCAGCCCACACCUUGCUUGGUACUCCAUGGCAGGGGAGGCGAAGAGAGACUAUCCAGCUGCUAUAAGUUAUCAAAGUCCCUGGUAUAAAGACUACCGACUCAUCGAAGACCACUUUGCCAGGGUCAACUACGCCAUGUCCCGGGGAUCAGCUGUUGUUCGUGUCGCGGUGAUUCACCCAAUAGAGAGUUUUUGGAUCAUGUACGGUCCUCAUGAUACGUCUGCAAAGUCAGCAGAGUUGGAGGAGCAAUUUGAAAAUCUUACAAGUUGGCUUUGUCAUGGGCUGGUUGACUUUGACUUCAUCUCGGAAUCUCUCCUGCUGGAUAUGCAACCAACAUCUGAGAAUGGAUUAUUUUGCUUUGGUAAAGGUCGAUAUAACGUUGUGAUCUUGCCUUCACUGGCGACGGUCCGUGGAACAACUCUAGACGCACUCGACAGCUUCAUUGAAUCCGGUGGCACUGUAGUAAUUGCUGGACCAGCGCCUGACCUGGUUGACUGCCAGCCGUCUACCCGAUUAGACUCAAUGCGUACCAUUCGGGUUCCUUUCAACAAGACGUCUAUUUUGGAGCAGCUUGAAAUUGUUAGAGACGUGAAAGUCACACUGACCAGCGGAACGACUGCCGACUCACUUCUGUAUCAGAUGCGAAUCGACAACAAAGAGCGAUAUCUGUUUUUCUGUAACACAGAUCGCAAAUUCCCUCGUGAUACGGAGAUUAGUAUCCGUGGUCAAUGGACCGUCACAGUCCUUGACACACUCACGGGAGAUGAGACUAAGCUCACUUCGCGGAUACAACGAAAGUGCGGCGGAGACUCCUGGACAAAGUUGUCAUACCGGUUUGAAGGCUGUGCCAGUCUUCUGUUGCGUCUGCAACCUCCUGAAUCCUGUCCCGACGAGGCUCCAACUGUCCCAGAGCUCAAGUGGAAUGUGGCCGGAGAGCUUGAACUGGAGUCGGUCUCAUUAUCGGAACCCAACGUUCUUCUGAUAGAUAUGGUCAGGUACCGUAUCGACGAUGAGAUAGAGUGGUCUGGUCUUGAAGAGAUUCUGCGCACAGAUAAUAUUGCCCGUGGGCGACUUGGUUUGCCCCUUCGACAGGACAAUCUCGCGCAGCCUUACAGAAUGCCAAAAGAACGCCCAAAGCAUAUGCUGCAUUUGAAGGUUGAUUUCAAAGUUCGCGUUACAUCCGCAAUCACGGAUGCCAAAUUGGCUUUGGAGGGGCUUCCAGACUGCACUGUGGUAUUGAAUCGCAGACAGAUCACCACGGUGCCUGAUGGCUGGUGGGUUGACGAAUCCAUCCUGACCACGAAAUUGCCUACCUUGGAGACAGGGGACCAUUACAUGGAAAUUUCCAUGCCAUUUGGACCACGGACCAAUGUUGAACGCAUCUAUAUCCUCGGUACAUUUGGGGUUGAUCUGCGAGGUCGAGACGCGACAAUUGUUGAUUUAGCCCUUGACAGGCUGCAAAUUGGGGACUACACAAGGCAAGGUUUUCCCUUCUAUGCAGGCGAUGUGCGUUACGAGUUUGCUGUAGCGGCUGCAAAAGGUCAUUCUGCAAUACAUGUCCCAAGGUUCGCCGCUCCAGUAUUGCGUGUCGAGGUGGAUGGCAGGCCAGCUGGAAAGUUGGGCAAGAUUGCUCUCCCGCCAUAUAUACUUGAUCUUGGUGAUGUUGUUCAACGUGGAUCGAGCCCUUUAAGAGUGUCGAUCACAGCCGUUGGGAAUAGGAAUAACGCCUUUGGUGCCGUACAUCUCCCCGACGGACUUACACAGUGGUACGGCCCAGAUUCAUUCCGUACAAACGGAGAGAAAUGGAGCUAUGAGUACGUGAUCUCGGAGAUGGGCUUACUGACAGCGCCAAGACUUCUUACAAGAGAUCCAUCGCUAGCGUCGAAGACAUGGGAUGCUGGGAGUGUUGAUCAGGAUCUGUGGUUCCACUGA